AUGGCAUCUUUGAGCUUUUUCCAGAUUGUUUGGAUAAUGGUACUGGUGAACUUCCCAACAGGCACAAUUGGAGACAAAGUUAAUAUUGGAGUUUCUUACCCGAGAUUUCCACCGGACGUACCUUCCCUGCCACAGGAAAUUGUCGACCUUUACAAAAAGUAUGGCAUAGGCAAAAUCAGAAUUCCUCCAAUUCCAGAUGUUUUAGAGGCACUGAGAGGCAGCGAUAUUGAUGUUGCUUUGGGGAUCCCAAAUGAGGAUGUAGAGACAAUGGCAACCAACUUCGAUUUCGCAACAUUCUGGUAUACACAAUUCAUUGAACCAUACGUCCAUGAUGUUAAGUUCACAUUCAUGAUCGUUGGAAACGAGGCAAUCCCUGGAGAAAGAGGAAGCUUUGUGUCUCCUGCGAUGAGAAAUCUUCAAACUGUUCUGGAUAACAAUGGAUUAGGAAGUAGCAUACAUGUGACCACCGCAGUUAGCACAAAUGUCUUGGACUUUACAAUACCACCAUCAGCUGCAGAAUUCACGAUCGAGGCCCUGAAUGAAGGGCUUGAUAAAGUUGUUGAGUUCUUGCAAUAUGUUGCCUCGAAUGUCCUGAUGGUCAAUGUGUACCCUUACUACGACUAUGCAGCCGAUCCAGCCAACAUUCGCCUGGAUUUUGCUCAGUUCACAGCAAACGAGGCAGUGAUAGUAGAUGAUACCUUGAAUUAUACAAACUUGUUUGAUGCAACCCUGGAUGCAUUCUUCUGGGCACUGGAACGAGCAAACGGAUCCGAUGUACGUUUGGCGGUGGCCGAGACAGGUUGGCCUACUGCUGGGAAUGGAAACGUUACAACUACAGCUCUUGCAUCUACAUACAACAACAAUCUUGUGAAACAUGUGGUGAACUACAAUGGUACGCCCAAGAAGCCUGGGCAGGGUGGCUUGGAUGCUUUCAUUUUUAGCCUGUUUGAUGAAAAUACAGACCCUGAUAUGGGUAGACGAAAAUUUGGAAUCUUCAAUUCUAACCUGGAACCUGCUUAUCCGUUAUUUAGUGCAAAUGGGAAUAAGCAUUUUUAA
Messenger RNA from Coffea eugenioides, 1056 nucleotides. RefSeq names its product probable glucan endo-1,3-beta-glucosidase BG4. The transcript has a single exon. The record is from RefSeq and is a predicted model, not a curated record. Gene Ontology annotation, biological process: carbohydrate metabolic process. The coding region runs from base 1 to 1056 and encodes 351 amino acids. Gene Ontology annotation, molecular function: hydrolase activity, hydrolyzing O-glycosyl compounds. Lineage: Eukaryota; Viridiplantae; Streptophyta; Magnoliopsida; Gentianales; Rubiaceae. Gene Ontology annotation, cellular component: plasma membrane.